Messenger RNA from Trematosphaeria pertusa, 1077 nucleotides. RefSeq names its product short-chain dehydrogenase. The transcript has 2 exons. Gene Ontology annotation, molecular function: 3-beta-hydroxysteroid 3-dehydrogenase (NADP+) activity. Gene Ontology annotation, cellular component: mitochondrial outer membrane; lipid droplet; endoplasmic reticulum membrane. Bases 50 to 1048 code for a protein of 332 amino acids. NCBI's taxonomy places the organism in Eukaryota, Fungi, Ascomycota, Dothideomycetes, Pleosporales, Trematosphaeriaceae. The record is from RefSeq and is a predicted model, not a curated record.
CAUUCACACCUCAAGCAACUCUCAGUUUUCUUGUGCAUCGACAGUCGUCAUGGGCACAACCCUUCUUACCGGUGCUAACGGCUCAUUGGCUAUUCCCGCAGUGAGCUACUUGCUUUCCAAUUAUCCAUCCUGCACGGCGGUUCUUGCGGUGCGGGAUACAACCGACCACGACACGAAUACAGCUAGACUACGGAAAACGAUCGCGGGUCUCCCACAUGGAAGUGUCUCUAUUCGGCAACUCGACCUCGCCUCGCUCUCCUCUGUACAGACCUUCGCCACAGAGGUGCACGAGGAGGUUGUAGAGGGAAAGCUGCCUCCACUUGUGGCCAUCAUAUGCAAUGCAUACACAUGGUGCAUCAACGGCGGAACUCAGUAUAGCAAGGACGGCUUUGAGCGAUCCAUGGCUGUUAACCAUAUUGGCCAUUUGGCCUUGACACUUCGUCUUUUAGGCGAUAUGGACAAGUCCGGUCGAAUCGUGUUCCUCUCUAGCGAUUCACACGAGCCCGGCAGGGCAGGCUUUGAGAAGUAUCCUCCUAUCCUUCCAGAGGAUCUGAACACUCUCGUUCACCCUGCGCCAGACAAGAAAGGCGAAGAAGUUGGCCGAGGUUUUCAGCGCUAUGGACUCUCAAAGCUCGCCAUCGUUAUGAGUAUGUAUGAGCUUCAACGCAAUCUCAAGAAGAGUGAACACUUCAAAGACAUCGCUGUUAUUGCGAUGGACCCUGGCGGUAUGCUCGACUCAAGAACUUUCGGUGGUGCCGAUGUCCCAGCGCUGUGGAAAACUAUCAUCACUGUAAUGAAUUGGCUUCAGCCAUUGCUGAAGCUGAUGAAACCGACACUGCGACGCACUUCUGAUGCAGCCAAGGAUCUCAUUGACCUCUCAAUGCAUGCACAAUUUGCGGGUCAAGAAGGCCACUUCGAGAUGAGGAGGAAGGUGGCUAGCUCCCCUGCCAGCAGGGAUGAGACCAUGCAAGCAGCGUUGUGGAACAAGAGCUUGGAGUGGAGCGGAAUCACUCAAAGUGACACUGCUUUGCCGCUCAAUGAUGCUUGAGAUAUCUCAGGUAGUACAAUCUAUGUGCC